Molecule: messenger RNA, 906 nt
Organism: Melanaphis sacchari
Lineage: Eukaryota; Metazoa; Arthropoda; Insecta; Hemiptera; Aphididae
Gene: RpII18
Product: DNA-directed RNA polymerases I, II, and III subunit RPABC2
Exons: 4
Coding region: 143-541 (132 amino acids)
Biological process (GO): DNA-templated transcription
Cellular component (GO): nucleus; RNA polymerase II, core complex; RNA polymerase I complex
Molecular function (GO): DNA-directed RNA polymerase activity; DNA binding
Source: RefSeq, a predicted model, not a curated record
ACUGAAUACCACGAAAUUAUAUCUUCGCGCCUCGCGACUUGUUCAGUAAUCAGUUGUCAAUUCAUUGUCGUAAUUUUUGUCAUUCAUUAUUAUUUUUACUUGAAAUUUUUAUUACAUUUUUUCUUAUUGUAAUAUCGUAUAAAUGGCUGACGAAGAAUUUGAACACGAUGAUGGUGGCGCAGACGAUUUUGACGAAGUUGAAGAUGAUGCAGACUUAGAUGAAUUAGAUCAACCUGAAGAAAAUGAAGAUAACAUUGAUAUAUUACCUAUUCAAGAAGCUCAAAGUCAAGUUCAAAAGUCCAAACGAAUUACAACUAAAUACAUGACAAAGUAUGAAAGAGCUCGGGUGUUAGGUACAAGAGCUUUACAGAUAGCAAUGUGUGCUCCUGUCAUGGUAGAACUUGAAGGCGAAACUGAUCCAUUACAAAUUGCAAUGAAAGAAUUGAAAAAACGUAAAAUACCUAUUAUUAUCAGAAGAUAUUUGCCAGACAAUAGCUAUGAAGAUUGGGGAAUUGAUGAGUUAAUAAUAGUUGAUCAAUAAAAUUAAUUUUAUAUAAUUUACAAUUAAAAAAAAUAAUUUAGGUAUAUUAUACUAUUUGAUCUCUUAUAUUUACCUUAUUUCAUUGAUUGAUUCAAUAUUUUUUUAUUUAUUUAGUAAAAAGUAAAAUGUCCAUAAACAAUGCACAUUUAAAUAUUUUAGUUUAAAGGAAAUUUAAAGGAAAUGAUGGGUCUCCUAAUAACUAACUUAACUGUUUUGCAUAUUAAUAUGAGUAUAAGAGUAUUUUUACUAUAUAGAAAAAACAGGUUAAUACUUGGCUUAAAAAUGUAUUGCCAUCAAGUAACAUCAAUACAGUAAUUCACACUUUGUGUUAAUUUUGAGAAAAUAAAUGAUAGAAGUAUUUACUA